CGCUGUUACCCUUUACAUACAUUGCAAGUCAAUACUAAAGCGUCAUUAAAAUAUAGCACAAUGAAAAUAUCAUCCGUGUCAGGUAUGUCCAAAUACACAUACAUACCGUAAUAAUAUUGUAUGAACUGUUUUUAUCGGGAUAAAGCUAAGGAAAAACAUCUUUAUUGUGUAAAGUCUAGAAUUAGACAUGUACUGCUGUUAUCUAAACACUCGCUAAAAUUAGGAUAAAAGAUGAGUAAAUGUCACAUUGAAACUAGAUUUUAGCCCAUGUAAUAUUGAGUAUUUCAUUGUUUAUCCGGUGUGUAGUGGAUCUCUGUGACUCAGAGCAGCAGCUGAAUGAAGUCGACGGGAGGAAGUGGCGGUUAAUGCAGCUCCACACCUUUCCGGUGUAGCAGCGCUGCGACCACCUCGACUUUAAGGAGAAAGGCGAGCGCUGGGUGUAAUUAUUGAGCCCGGAGGGGGAGAAAGGAGGUAAAUUACUCGUAUUUCAAUUACGGUUUCAAUCGAGAUAUAUACAAAAUACAAAUGUUGUCUCUGUCGCUCGUAUUUCGUUCUCAUAAAGAGUUAUUUUGCGGCAGCUGAUUACCGUUAUCUAGUUAGCUGACUGUUAGCUUCGAGCUAGCUAAUGUUAGCACGCUAGCUCUUCAUGAGCGUUAGCCUGCUAAUUUGGCAUGUCUGACCCUCCUCCCAAAUCUCUUUCAGGGGGACAAGAAGUGGACUUUCAUGAGUGGAUACAUGUGUUGCUGAGUCACCGAGGGGCUUUUCUGCUUUAAAGUUUCUUCAAUCUCGGCGUAGAGACCCGGCUCGACGGUUCAGGGACUGACUGUUAGCCGCAGAAAGCUGCUUUUCUCCUCCGGUGGCCGUGAAAAGAACAAGGGCGCACCCGAUGAGGAGGACCGCCAGACACAAACACCAGGAGGAAUUCACUUUUUCCGGGCCUCAUCCGCGCACGGUGUGAGCUCUAUGCCGCUUUUAUUCGCCACGGUUGGGCUUUGUCACGCAGCUUCACGUUGAUUCGGGCAACAAAAUGAACGUCCUGCAACAGCUGCUGCCAACUUCUUAGUGUAUCCGUGCCAUGUUUGUAUACAGGCCCCGCACACAUUGAGGUACUCUGAACAUUUAUGCCCCUGCAUUUCACUGGACGCACAGACUCUCAAGUAAAAAAUCUAUACGAUCUCUUAGUCAGAUCUAACAUGAGUGAGCAUUUUUGACUUUUUCUCCACUUAUGCUCCUCACUGAAUCAUGUUUUCACAAGUAAGCCUAUAGGCAGAAGUUAUAGGAUAGAAAAAGUACUCAUCAGCACAGUAUCAGACACUUUUCUCUGUAGGAGCAACAUAUUUAUGCACAGUAGUUCAAAAUGGGGAAAGUGCUCUCAAAAAUAUUCGGCAACAAGGAGAUGAGAAUAUUGAUGCUUGGACUUGAUGCUGCUGGAAAGACAACAAUCCUUUAUAAACUGAAACUGGGACAGUCUGUCACCACAAUCCCCACAGUUGGCUUCAAUGUGGAGACUGUUACCUACAAAAAUGUCAAGUUCAAUGUCUGGGAUGUUGGAGGUCAAGAUAAGAUCCGUCCUCUGUGGCGGCACUACUACACAGGCACCCAAGGGUUGAUUUUUGUGGUGGAUUGCGCCGACAGGGAUCGCAUCGACGAGGCCAGGCAGGAACUUCACCGCAUCAUCAACGAUCGGGAGAUGAGGGAUGCCAUCAUCUUGAUAUUCGCCAACAAGCAAGACCUUCCGGAUGCCAUGAAGCCACACGAAAUCCAAGAGAAGCUGGGAUUGACCCGCAUCAGAGAUAGGAAUUGGUAUGUUCAGCCCUCCUGUGCAACCUCAGGUGAUGGACUGUAUGAGGGCUUGACAUGGCUAACCUCAAAUUACAAAUCUUAAUGAUUGAGUGCAGACUGUUUUAGGUCAAAACUAUAACAACAUUGCAAGUAACAAAUAACUUCGCAAUUAAGUCCUUAUGAGUAUGGUUAAGAAAAGUUGAUUUAUCUCCCAUUUAUUUUUUAAUACUACCUUUACCCCAUGACUAAUUUAUCUUAAACUGGGUUUGCUGGCUUAAACUUUGCUUGUGCUCCGUAGCAAGCCUUUAUCAUCUUCAUUAUUCUGGACCCUGCUUGAUUAAUAUUGAAUUAAUUGGUCCUUAUGUUAAAGCCACAGAGAUCACCAUCUUUGCCUAUUCUUUUCCCUGUUUUAUAUAAUUUUUCUAAUGCAGCUGAAACUUUUAUCCUCGUUCUUGGAUUAAAGCUUGUUUCAAGGCUCUUCAGACUCUUGCAUCCAACCUGGACCUUUUUUCUUUUCUUCUAAGAUGUUUAAUUUCAUGUAGCGAAGGUGAAGGACUUGGAGAUUUGUUUUAACACAGUUCUGUGAUGAAAAGUAUUUCUUCUAAAUGGUAUCAACCAUUUUCAUUGUCACCAGUCUUGACAUCAGAAUCAGAUCAUCUGACAUGUUAUGUUAACCCCUUUGAAUCCCCGGAUGUGGGCCCUAUAUUUUACUGAUCGACCUAUUGUGUCGUGUCUUGAUACAUCGGUGUGCUGAAUAUUCAACAAAUAGGCCUCCAAUAAGUCAGAAAAACAUGCUUGUGGGGAUGCAUUUUGAACAUCAAGGGUAAAACGCGGUCAAAUUGACUCAAUCUUUCCAAAGGAAUGUCAUUCAGCUCUGAGCUCUCUCAAUCUGAUACCACAGUUGAUUAGUCUCAUUCUUGGGACAUUAUAUGAUAGCCUAUAUCUGUAGCAUGAGUACGAAAGUACAGUAACCCUACAUCAGAGUCCAUCUGUCGUGCAGUCAGAGGGAGCUGUUCACCAGAGAAAUGUUGGAGACACCCUAAGGUGCAGCUCUUACUCCUCUUUUGACUGGGGGGAACCAUGUACAGAACAAUGUCAUUGUAAUGUCUUAUUAAAAAAGUGAUUUUAAAUCUGUUAUGUCUGUUUAUUUUUUAUC
Messenger RNA from Xyrichtys novacula (pearly razorfish), 2938 nucleotides. Lineage: Eukaryota; Metazoa; Chordata; Actinopteri; Labriformes; Labridae. The record is from the annotation of a GenBank genome assembly.